AUGUCUAUUAAAACAGUAUUAUUAACUAUUGUUCAAUAUGUAUGCAUAUGGCGAAAUCGAGUGUUUACAUUAUUAUUUGGAUUUACAAUUUAUACUUGUAUAUAUUUAUUUUUAAUAGGACAUUUAAAUAUCUUUCGAUAUAAUUCUAAUCAAUCCUUAGCACUUAUUCUUCUAUAUACACAUAAUCAUUCAAUUAAAACACGAGAUAAUAUUUGUCGAGGUAUUCAUAAUGGUGGUCAUAUUGUUCAUUUUGAUAGAUGUCCAAAAAAAUGUGAAUUUUCAUGUCGAAUAGAAGAUUUUAAAGAACGUUCACCAAGUGCUAUACUUUUUUUUGCUGAAGAUUUUUAUUGGUCUUUUCAUUUAUCUAAUCAAAAUCGUACAUCAUUUAAACAACGAUGGAUAUUUUGGUCAUGGGAAGCACCUAUUCAUCAUCCGAAAUAUACAAAAUCUCAUUUAACAUUCAAUUGCCCAUAUCCAGAAAGUGCACAAUGUGUUGGUCCUAAUCCAUAG
This is a messenger RNA of Rotaria sordida, 510 nucleotides long. The record is from the annotation of a GenBank genome assembly. NCBI's taxonomy places the organism in Eukaryota, Metazoa, Rotifera, Eurotatoria, Philodinida, Philodinidae.